This is a messenger RNA of Thermothielavioides terrestris NRRL 8126, 926 nucleotides long. RefSeq lists its product as uncharacterized. The coding region runs from base 169 to 843 and encodes 224 amino acids. Gene Ontology annotation, molecular function: COPII receptor activity. The transcript is spliced from 3 exons. Lineage: Eukaryota; Fungi; Ascomycota; Sordariomycetes; Sordariales; Chaetomiaceae. Gene Ontology annotation, biological process: endoplasmic reticulum to Golgi vesicle-mediated transport. The record is from RefSeq and is a predicted model, not a curated record. Gene Ontology annotation, cellular component: Golgi membrane; COPII-coated ER to Golgi transport vesicle; endoplasmic reticulum membrane.
UCCAGACAGACGUCAUUCCGCCAAGACACGCAAGCUGUUCGCUGCCCCUGAAAUGUGCGACUUCAAUUGGCCACGCCGGCAGCUCUUCACAGGUGUCUGUUCUUUCUCCCAACCUCGCACGCAGUCUGACAUGAACCUUCGCCGCUCGAGUGGAUGAAAAAAAGCAAAAUGUGGAUUCUACCACUCCUCGGAUAUCUCGGCUCCGUCGUGGGCUUCUGCUUCAUGACGCUUGCCAUAGCAUCUGGGCUCUACUACCUCUCUGAGCUUGUCGAGGAACACACCGUGAUGGCCAAACGCUUUUUGACGCGGCUGAUCUACUCCAUCAUGGCGCUGCAGCUCCUGCUCUGCGUGGUCGACCGAUUCCCCUUCCUGCCGACGCUCUUGGGCAUCUUUUCGCACUUCGUAUACCUGGGGAACAUGCGCCGCUUCCCCUUCGUUAAACUGACGGAUCCGCUGUUCCUGGCUUCUUGCGUUCUCGUCCUGCUCAACCACUACGUUUGGUUCAAGCACUUCUCCCAUCACCAGGAGCGCGCCUACCAGAACAUGACUUCGUACUAUGACACCCCCGACGACAUUCCCUCUUUCACCGAGAUCGCCUCCUACUUUGGCCUGUGUGUCUGGCUUGUCCCCUUUUCCCUGUUUGUCAGCCUCUCGGCGAGCGACAACGUGCUUCCCACCAUGGGCAGCGAGCCGUCGACAUCGGCUGCUGCUGGCAUGGUCGACACUGGAAACGCGAGAAGACGUGGCCAGGGAUUGGUCAAGGCAUUGGUGGAUAGCGUUCGCGGGGCCAUCGGGGAAGUGACUGCCACGUUUGGGUGGAAGAAGCCGGAGGAUCGACUGUAGGAGCUCUCAGUUGCCAUGCUGUGACUAUUAAAAACGGCGUUAAAAACGGCUUGAUUUGGACGGGUUCUGCCUAGCUGGUCCCA